Messenger RNA from Paramecium octaurelia, 722 nucleotides. The record is from the annotation of a GenBank genome assembly. NCBI's taxonomy places the organism in Eukaryota, Ciliophora, Oligohymenophorea, Peniculida, Parameciidae.
AUGGGAGUGGCAGUAUGUAAAUAAGAGAAUCAAUCAUAUGGAGAAGAAGUCAUUUAGGAGAAUGUUUAGCCUAAUCCAAUGGCUUGUGCGAAUGGCUUAUCUUCGAACUUGGAUGGUUCCAAUCUCACACAUCCAAGUUUAAAAAAGAAAAUUAUCGCUUAGGUUACAGGAAAGCUCCCAGAUGACCCCAUAAGUAUGAUGAAUUCAAUAGCAUUAUUCCUAGAUUUGAGCAACAACUAAUCAAGUAUUCUCUUAGAGGAAAAAUAAGAACCUACUACUCCUGCACUUCCUACUUAGUAAAUAAUACAUAUCAAUUAGCGAUAUCAUCUAAUAGAAUGGAGAUAUACCAAACUUCUAGAACAUUUAAUUGUUUACGAAGGAAGUCUUUUAAUCGGUAAAGCUGAAUUCAUCAUAAAAAUUAGUUUCUUCUCAACCUGAAAAAAUCCUUCAAUGUAUCUAUAAUUAAUGAGAUUUAGAUUAGAGUUCUAAGAAUAAUAAUCGCAAUAUUCAAAAGCAUGCAACGAUGACAAAAGAUAAAGUCUAUUAAAAAUAAAUGUAGUCGAGGAUAAUGUAAUUGAUUUCAAUUAUAAUAGCUUGACGAUUACAUUUUUUUUGAUUGGAAGAAUACAAACUUUUAGUUAACUAGUAUUAAUGAAUAAAAUUUAUUGAAGAAAGCUAGUUCUACUAAACCUACGUCUAAACAAGUCAAAAAAAAUUAUUGA